Messenger RNA from Balearica regulorum gibbericeps (East African grey crowned-crane), 1229 nucleotides. The record is from RefSeq and is a predicted model, not a curated record. Lineage: Eukaryota; Metazoa; Chordata; Aves; Gruiformes; Gruidae.
AUGGUUGCUGCCAGUGAGUACAUCAGGGUAGAUGCUAGGAACAGGCAGUGGGUGUGGAAGGCCUCCCAGGUGCUGCCUGCAGAGGACGUGCGUGAAGAUGGGGAACCCAUGCAAAUUGCACAGAGCAUCUCCGUGUUGACCACGCUUGGGAGUAAAAGGAGCCCAGAUAUUGCCACAGAAAACUCUGCUGAAGAGGAGAUCUCUGUUUGCCCAGAGACCCAGCCGAGUCCAUUGGAAGAUACUGAGGUGGAGAGAGGAGAGCUCUGCUCGGGCAGCAGAGAUACACCUGUGCAGGCUGGUGGUGAUGAAGAUGCUGGCAGGACUAUGUCUGAGAACAGCCCUACAGCUGCUGACCAUGUGUCCUGCCCACUGUGUGACCAAGGCUUUCCAGCUAAGGAGAUCGAGCUGCACGCCAUGUACUGCAACGGCAUCGUGGGAGAGGAGGCUGGCGAGGACAGUCCAGUGCUCACUCGGCGUCAGAGAGAGGCAAGAAGUAAAGCUGCCAGUGGUGAACGCAGCCCAACAUCCUUAGACAUUGACAAGUGUGAGAAGUGCUACCUCUGUAAGUCACUGGUGCCACUGCUGCAGUAUCAGAGGCACGUGGACAGCUGCCUUCAGGCUGCUAGGCAAGCUCAGGGAACGAGGAGGCUGCGAAGCGCCAAGGACGCUAGAAGGCAGGAGAGGGGACUCCUCAGGAUGCUGGAACUCUCGGAGAGCAAGUCUGCAGGUGCUGAUGCGGGGACCCCCCUCCCUGGAAUAGCAGACCAACAGUCCCCCCCUGCACUCUCGGCCAGAGCCGGGGGGCCGGUGGUGGACAGCCCCAACUCCCUUCGUCACCUUCCUUCCAACGUCUCCCCUGCGAAACCUGGCGUCUCCUUUUUGGAAGCCACGGACAGUGUGGUGGACUUGGAGCCGCACGUGGCUCUUCGCUUGGGCAGCCAGCAGCAGACCAAAGGCUGCCGCCGGAGAAAACGCAAGUUCUGAGGCCAGCGGUGCAGCAGGACCCCCCCUGGCAGCUCCCCACGCCCCAGCGAGGGUCUGCAUGGCACCAUACCCCUGCUUCACCUGCAGCCUUGUUCUCCAACCCCCCCCCCUUUUUCUAUGUUUUAUACGACCUGUGCAGGGAACGCCGGGUGGAGAAGUGACUGUGUGUUUUAUAGGUGCCUGUGCAGCUUUGCUCUCUGUUAAAGAAAUGGAAAUAUAUUUAUGUAUGUUUUUAUGAAACUGCA